This is a messenger RNA of Thermochaetoides thermophila DSM 1495, 1557 nucleotides long. RefSeq lists its product as uncharacterized. Gene Ontology annotation, cellular component: nucleus. Bases 1 to 1557 code for a protein of 518 amino acids. Lineage: Eukaryota; Fungi; Ascomycota; Sordariomycetes; Sordariales; Chaetomiaceae. Gene Ontology annotation, biological process: 7-methylguanosine mRNA capping. The record is from RefSeq and is a predicted model, not a curated record. The transcript has a single exon. Gene Ontology annotation, molecular function: mRNA 5'-cap (guanine-N7-)-methyltransferase activity.
AUGUCGUCAACAAAACAAAUAAAAGCCACAACCCAGGAUGACAAUGAUCCCAUCCCUCAGCCCUUCGAUGCAAAGAAGUUAGCCCCCGCGAAAAAGCGGCCUUGUUCCCCGUCCGAAGGCCAACCCGACAAGAAAAUCAAACUUAGCGACAGCGUCGCCAGCACCAAUGCUAGCGCGAGUGCAGCCUCUGCCAGCGGCAGCACCAGCAACAACACUCCCUCCGGCUCUGGCGAAGCUCCCCGCAAGCUCAAGCGUCCCGGCCAGCGCGCCCGCAUCAGCGAAGCCGAGCGCGAGCAGAUCCGCCAACGGGCCCUAGAGCGCGAGCGCCAACUCCGCGAAGCCACCGAACAGCAGGAACAACAACAGCGCCAGAGCAUCAACGACAUCGUGCGCACGCACUAUAACUCUGUGCCAGAACGCGGUCGCGAGUGGCGCAAGACCGAGAGCCGGAUUAAAGGGCUGCGCGCGUUCAAUAACUGGGUCAAGAGUUGUCUGAUUCAGAAGUUCUCUCCCGACGAGGAUUACACACCGGGAGCACUCGAGAGGGGAUUGCAUUCGGGAAAUAGGUUGUUGGUGCUGGAUAUUGGGUGCGGGAAGGGCGGCGAUCUGUUCAAGUGGCAGCAGGCGCCGCAGAAGGUGGAUUUGUACGUCGGGCUGGACCCGGCCGAGGUGUCUAUUGAGCAGGCGAGGGAAAGGUACAGGAAUAUGGCGAACCGCGGUGGGGGUGGUGGACGGGGCGGUAGGGGCGGCCAUCAUAGACGCCCGCCGCGGACGUUUGAGGCGAGGUUCCAUGUCAAGGAUUGCUUUUCUGAGUCGAUCGGGGACAUCGACAUCGUUCGGCAGGUAGGGUUUACCACGUCGCCGUUGGCCAGCAGCCGCGGGUUUGAUGUGGUAAGUAUGAUGUUCUGCAUGCACUAUGCCUUUGAGUCGGAGGAGAAGGCACGGCAGAUGCUGAAGAAUGUGGCUGGCGCGCUGAAGAAGGGCGGCCGUUUCAUCGGCUGCAUCCCCAACUCGGACGUCAUCAGCGCCAAGGUCGUCGAGUUCAAUAAGAAGCUCCAGGAGAAGAAGAAGAAGAAGAAGUUUCAAGCCGCGCAAGCCGCCGGCUCCUCUGAACCCUCCCAAGACGGCGCCUCAACCUCCGACCCUGACUCCAAACAAAAAGACGCCACCGAAGAAGGCGAAGCCGAAGAUGACACCGCCCAAUGGGGCAACAGCAUCUACCGCGUGCGCUUCCCCGGCGCGACUCCCGCCGAUGGCAUUUUCCGCCCGCCCUUCGGCUGGAAGUAUAACUUCUUCCUCGACGAAGCCGUGGAAGAAGUCCCCGAGUACGUCGUACCCUGGGAAGCCUUCCGCGCGCUGGCCGAAGACUAUAAUCUCGAGCUGCAAUACCACAAGCCGUUUGCGGAUGUGUGGGCUGCGGAGAAGGAUGAUAGGGAGUUGGGGGCGCUGAGUGAGCGGAUGGGGGUGAGGAGUCGGGAGACAGGGGAGUUGUUAGUGACGCCGGAGGAGAUGGAGGCAGCGAGUUUUUAUGUGGCGUUUUGCUUUUAUCGGGUGUGA